Molecule: messenger RNA, 3763 nt
Organism: Salvelinus namaycush (lake trout)
Lineage: Eukaryota; Metazoa; Chordata; Actinopteri; Salmoniformes; Salmonidae
Exons: 2
Coding region: 1698-2984 (428 amino acids)
Source: RefSeq, a predicted model, not a curated record
GUAGGCAGGUUAGACACCUUGUGAGGUUGUAUCUUACCGUAGGUCAGUGUAGACACCCUGUGGGGUUGUACCUUACCGUAGGUCAGUGUAGACACCUUGUGGGGUUGUACCUUACCGUAGGUCAGUGUAGACACCUUGUGGGGUUGUACCUUACCGUAGGUCAGUGUAGACACCCUGUGGGGUUGUACCUUACCGUAGGUCAGUGUAGACACCUUGUGAGGUUGUACCUUACCGUAGGUCAGUGUAGACACCUUGUGAGGUUGUACCUUACCGUAGGUCAGUGUAGACACCCUGUGAGGUUGUACCUUACCGUAGGUCAGUGUAGACACCCUGUGGGGUUGUACCUUACCGUAGGUCAGUGUAGACACCUUGUGAGGUUGUACCUUACCGUAGGUCAGUGUAAACACCCUGUGGUGUUGUACCUUACCGUAGGUCAGUGUAGACACCUUGUGAGGUUGUAUCUUACCGUAGGUCAGUGUAGACACCUUGUGAGGUUGUACCUUACCGUAGGUCAGUGUAGACACCUUGUGGGGUUGUACCUUACCGUAGGUCAGUGUAGACACCUUGUGGGGUUGUACCUUACCGUAGGUCAGUGUAGACACCUUGUGAGGUUGUACCUUACCGUAGGUCAGUGUAAACACCCUGUGGUGUUGUACCUUACCGUAGGUCAGUGUAGACACCUUGUGAGGUUGUAUCUUACCGUAGGUCAGUGUAGACACCUUGUGAGGUUGUACCUUACCGUAGGUCAGUGUAAACACCUUGUGGGGUUGUACCUUACCGUAGGUCAGUGUAGACACCUUGUGGGGUUGUACCUUACCGUAGGUCAGUGUAGACACCUUGUGAGGUUGUAUCUUACCGUAGGUCAGUGUAGACACCUUGUGGGGUUGUACCUUACCGUAGGUCAGUGUCGACACCUUGUGAGGUUGUACCUUACCGUAGGUCAGUGUAGACACCUUGUGAGGUUGUACCUUACCGUAGGUCAGUGUAGACACCUUGUGGGGUUGUACCUUACCGUAGGUCAGUGUAGACACCUUGUGAGGUUGUACCUUACCGUAGGGCAGUGUAGACACCCUGUGGGGUUGUACCUUACCGUAGGUCAGUGUAGACACCUUGUGAGGUUGUAUCUUACCGUAGGUCAGUGUAGACACCUUGUGGGGUUGUACCUUACCGUAGGUCAGUGUAGACACCUUGUGAGGUUGUACCUUACCGUAGGUCAGUGUAGACACCUUGUGGGGUUGUACCUUACCGUAGGUCAGUGUAGACACCUUGUGGGGUUGUACCUUACCGUAGGUCAGUGUAGACACCUUGUGAGGUUGUACCUUACCGUAGGUCAGUGUCGACACCUUGUGGGGUUGUACCUUACCGUAGGUCAGUGUAGACACCCUGUGAGGUUGUACCUUACCGUAGGUCAGUGUAAACACCUUGUGGGGUUGUACCUUACCGUAGGUCAGUGUAGACACCUUGUGGGGUUGUACCUUACUGUAGGUCAGUGUAAACACCCUGUGAGGUUGUACCUUACCGUAGGUCAGUGUAGACACCCUGUGAGGUUGUACCUUACCGUAGGUCAGUGUAAACACCUUGUGGGGUUGUACCUUACCGUAGGUCAGUGUAGACAUCCUGUGAGGUUGUACCUUACCGUAGGUCAGUGUAGACACCUUGUGAGGUUGUACCUUACCGUAGGUCAGUGUAGACACCUUAUGGGGUUGUACCUUACCGUAGGUCAGUGUAGACACCUUGUGGGGUUGUACCUUACCGUAGGUCAGUGUAGACACCUUGUGAGGUUGUACCUUACCGUAGGGCAGUGUAGACACCCUGUGGGGUUGUACCUUACCGUAGGUCAGUGUAGACACCUUGUGGGGUUGUACCUUACCGUAGGUCAGUGUAGACACCUUGUGGGGUUGUACCUUACCGUAGGUCAGUGUAGACACCUUGUGAGGUUGUACCUUACCGUAGGUCAGUGUAGACACCUUGUGAGGUUGUACCUUACCGUAGGUCAGUGUAGACACCUUGUGGGGUUGUACCUUACCGUAGGUCAGUGUAGACACCUUGUGGGGUUGUACCUUACCGUAGGUCAGUGUAGACACCUUGUGGGGUUGUACCUUACCGUAGGUCAGUGUAGACACCUUGUGGGGUUGUACCUUACCGUAGGUCAGUGUAAACACCUUGUGAGGUUGUACCUUACCGUAGGUCAGUGUAGACACCUUGUUGGGUUGUACCUUACCGUAGGUCAGUGUAAACACCUUGUGGGGUUGUACCUUACCGUAGGUCAGUGUAGACACCUUGUGGGGUUGUACCUUACCGUAGGUCAGUGUAGACACCUUGUGGGGUUGUACCUUACCGUAGGUCAGUGUAGACACCCUGUGAGGUUGUACCUUACCGUAGGUCAGUGUAGACACCUUGUGGGGUUGUACCUUACCGUAGGUCAGUGUAGACACCUUGUGGGGUUGUACCUUACCGUAGGUCAGUGUAGACACCUUGUGGGGUUGUACCUUACCGUAGGUCAGUGUAGACACCUUGUGGGGUUGUACCUUACCGUAGGUCAGUGUAGACACCUUGUGAGGUUGUACCUUACCGUAGGUCAGUGUAGACACCCUGUGGGGUUGUACCUUACCAUAGGUCAGUGUAAACACCUUGUGGGGUUGUACCUUACAUUAGGUCAGUGUAGACACCUUGUGGGGUUGUACCUUACCGUAGGUCAGUGUAGACACCUUGUGAGGUUGUAUCUUACCGUAGGUCAGUGUAGACACCUUGUGGGGUUGUACCUUACCGUAGGUCAGUGUCGACACCUUGUGAGGUUGUACCUUACCGUAGGUCAGUGUAGACACCUUGUGAGGUUGUACCUUACCGUAGGUCAGUGUAGACACCUUGUGGGGUUGUACCUUACCGUAGGUCAGUGUAGACACCCUGUGGUGUUGUACCUUACCGUAGGUUAUUAUCCAUUACCAGCCCCUUCAAGCCUUCUUAAACCCAGGGAGACAUCAUAGCACUUGAUUUGUUUUAUUCACCUGUUUCUAUUUCUGUUGUUUUUUAGUGUUGCUCUCUCAUUCUGGCUGCACCUCCCUAACCUCGGGGCCCUAACCUCUGACCCUGUAUCGUGUUCUACAGAAGUCAGCGAACCAUUUGCUCUGUAGGGUGAGGUGCUACUUUAGAAUGAUGUUAUUAAAAAAUACAAAUAAAGUUAUUUGAAUUAUGGAACAAUUGAAUGAACCUUGGAGAUAAUGUGGAUUUGUUAGUUUUAGGUGGUGUGUGAGUUUUCCGUGAUUAUAAUGCGAGGGGAGUUAGGAUACGGUCCUAUCUGUUCUUGGCAAGUUUGGUCUGCUCUAAACCACGCCCUCUCUGAGAUCUUUAUAAUGUUUGUCAAACUUGUUUAGAAGUUUAUGGUUUACAUCAACGUCCUCCCAUCUUGUCAGAAGCUGUUCUCACCCACAGAGCAAGCCAGCACUUUUAUUACAAUCCGUCUGAUGUUACGGUUCAUCUCUCUGGCCAAACACAGCCCUGUAAUCUCCCUCUGUGGAACAGUCCUGUGUCCCUGUAGCUUUAGUUUAGUGGCCCCUUCUUUGAUAUCUAUUUUGUUUUGAUUUGGAGAUGUUUCCGAGCUGCUAAAUCAGUGUGGUUGAACAACAGGCCUUUUCUCCUGACUAUUGCCACGGCGACAACAUUGAGAACAGGUGAAAAAUUCUUUCUGCAUAUUAUUAUUGGCUGUAAAAAAAUAAAAUGUAUUUAUUGUGUACAAAUGUAAAAUAAUAAAACAGAUGGAAAAAUU